AUGGCGAUGUCUGCUGCACCCAUUGUUCCCCAGGACUUUGGCCCGGAUCCUGAGGUCAAGUUUGUACCUGCUGAGCCUGCUCCAGUCGGUCCAGAGCCUGUCAUUGCUCACGACCCUAUUGAUGUUCCAGCCGUUGCACUUUUGCCUGAUCCUUUACCAGAGCCUGACCACAUUGAUCUACCAGUCGUGGCACCACCCGUUGUUGAUGCACCCAUUAUUGCACCACCUGUUAUUGACCAUGUACCUUUUGCCAUCCACAUCGAUCCUAGAUAUGCUGACACCCGUAAUGGGUGGAUUGAGGAUGAUGAUGACUAUCCUCCAUUUGUUAUACCAGUCACUCCUCCUGCUGCACCUGUUUUUGCACCUCCUGAUAUUCCCCAGUUCCACCCACACGUAUCUGACGUCCAUCACACAGACUUACCCAUCACUUUCCUCCAGGACAUACCCCCUCCCCGUCCAGGGGAAGGACCUUCCACACAGCAGCAGGAUCACGUGCCACCCAUGACAGCAGCCCUUCCAUCUAUGCCCUCUUUUACACCGGCUGCACACACCACAUCUCCCUUUGCACCCUCAGGCGAGCCGUUUAUGUGGACUUCGCCCAAUGUCAUGCCCUUGUCAGACCCAUAUCAUCCUUAUCAUGUGGGAUAUACCACGGAUGACAUACUUAUAUCCCUACAGUUACAGCGGGAUGCUUUGAGCUGA
Messenger RNA from Helianthus annuus (common sunflower), 702 nucleotides. Its product is annotated as 36.4 kDa proline-rich protein-like. The transcript has a single exon. The record is from RefSeq and is a predicted model, not a curated record. Bases 1 to 702 code for a protein of 233 amino acids. Lineage: Eukaryota; Viridiplantae; Streptophyta; Magnoliopsida; Asterales; Asteraceae.